Messenger RNA from Eufriesea mexicana, 3747 nucleotides. It is a transcript of the gene Syt1, whose product is annotated as synaptotagmin 1. Lineage: Eukaryota; Metazoa; Arthropoda; Insecta; Hymenoptera; Apidae. Gene Ontology annotation, cellular component: axon; exocytic vesicle; plasma membrane. The coding region runs from base 312 to 1616 and encodes 434 amino acids. Gene Ontology annotation, molecular function: calcium-dependent phospholipid binding; SNARE binding; clathrin binding. The record is from RefSeq and is a predicted model, not a curated record. Gene Ontology annotation, biological process: calcium ion-regulated exocytosis of neurotransmitter; synaptic vesicle endocytosis. The transcript is spliced from 9 exons.
UCUUUGUGAGUCACCCUGUAGAUAGCGGGUACGUAUAUACACAAUGUACAAAUUUAUAUUGCUGUUUGCAAACUUAACCAACUACACAGUCCACGUACAAAUUACUUAAUCGAGUUAUAUCACACUGACUCUCACAUAUACAUAUGCGUUUAACGAUGUUCAUUCUCGACGAACAGCGUGUUACUAUUUUUUCGUUCACCUCUCAGUGAAGUAUAGUUACAACUGUUAGGUGAAACAAACAUGAGCGAAUCGAUAACGUCGGGUGCCGUUUAACGUUUACAAAGUUUCAUAGAUGUUCGAUUACAAGCAAAAUGCCUGUCAUCAAAAGAGAAGCGGAGAAGCUGCCGGAAGAGCCACAGCCGGUGGAAGAGGUGCCCGCCUCGACGUCGGAAAAUCUUCUGGUCACGGAGAUGGAUAUAAAAGAAGCCACGGAGGCGGAAGUGGUGACCGAAAGUGCAGGGAAGAACUUUGAGACCCAAGUGGAGAACCUCGGCAAGAAGCUCGCGGAGGAAACGGGAAUACCAACAUGGGGACUCGUAGCGAUUCUAAUAGCCGUAGGCGUAGUAGUUCUCGGAAUCUGCUUCUGCUGCAUCAGAAGAUGCUGUCGCAAAAGACGAUCCAAGGACGGGAAGAAAGGGCUGAAGGGUGCGGUAGACCUCAAGUCCGUGCAGCUAUUGGGCACCACGUACAAAGACAAGGUCCAGCCGGAUAUGGAAGAAUUGACCGACAACGCGGAGGAGCCGGACGAAGCCGAGAGCAAGCAGAGCGAAGUGAAACUCGGGAAACUGCAGUACAAGCUGGAGUACGACUUCAACACGAACAGCUUGGCAGUGACGGUGAUACAAGCAGUGGAUCUGCCAGCCUUGGACAUGGGUGGCACCUCUGAUCCCUACGUGAAGGUUUACCUCCUGCCAGAUAAGAAGAAGAAGUUCGAAACGAAAGUGCACAGGAAAACGCUCAAUCCUGCCUUCAACGAAACUUUCACGUUCAAGGGCUUGCCAUACGCGGACGCGAUGAACAAGACGCUCGUCUUCGCGAUCUUCGACUUCGACAGGUUCUCCAAGCACGACCAAAUAGGCGAAGUGAAGGUACCACUGUGCCAAGUGGAUCUGGCUCAGACUAUCGAGGAAUGGAGAGAAUUGCAGAGCGUCGAGGGCGAGGGUGGCCAGGAUAACAAAUUGGGUGACAUUUGCUUCUCGCUUCGAUACGUGCCCACCGCUGGUAAAUUAACGGUGGUGAUCCUGGAAGCGAAAAAUCUGAAGAAAAUGGACGUCGGCGGCCUGUCGGAUCCUUACGUAAAGAUCGCUCUGAUGCAAAAUGGCAAGAGAUUGAAGAAGAAGAAAACGUCCAUCAAAAAGUGCACUCUUAAUCCGUAUUACAACGAAUCCUUCACGUUUGAGGUACUCUUCGAGCAGAUACAGAAAGUGCAAUUGGUUGUCACGGUAGUCGACUACGAUCGUAUUGGCACCUCAGAACCCAUUGGGAAGGUCGUCUUGGGGUACAACGCGAGCGGAACAGAGUUGAGACACUGGUCCGACAUGUUGGCAUCCCCGAGACGUCCUAUCGCUCAAUGGCACACGCUCAAGGACCCCGAUGACAGCGACAAGAAGGACUAAGAGAUCGUUGAAAGAUGUCCAGCAUAAAGGUAAUGCACACCAAAUGGUUCUAAGCAGAUACGACAAAUGUACAGAAGCGUUAUUUUUUUCCUUUCGUUCCGUUCGAUUCCGUUCGCUUUCGCCCCACUCGACAAACUAUACGUGUAUAUACGUAUAUAUACGCGCGUACGUGCAUCUGCAUAAUAUAUAUACAUAUAUACGUGUAUUUUCCAACGAUAUCCGUGAACGAUGUACCGUAACGAGAAUGCAGGAUUUUUCUGGACAAAAACGAGCAAAAGAGAAGGAAAGAGACGGAAGGAUGUGCAGGAGAAAAGAGAGAGAGAGAAAGAGAGAGGGGGAGAGAGAGAGAGAGAGAGAAAGAGAUGGGAUGCAACGAUCUCCUCGAUGUAAUCGAUCGACUUUAUUUGAUGAAAAAUAAUCGUGCACGAGAAUAAAAGUGAGAUAUAGAUAUGAGAGAAAGGGAGAGAGAGAAAGACAGAGCGAAAGGGUGGGAGAGAGAGCGCGAGAGUGUGAUAGAGUAAAUAGAGUACCGAAGAGAAAAAGAAAAACAUGAAACAAAGGAAAUACUUUAGUAGAUAUUAAUAAUCUAUUAUUAAACUAAACAACAAUAAAAUACCACCAAAAAAGGUUUUAGUAUUAAAUAAUAAUAUGUUCUCAUGGAGUGUAGCGUCUUGUAUAUACGUAUAUCUACCAUACAUUUUUCCGUAGAUGUAACAAUUGUACGACUUCGAGUAAACGCGUCCUCUUCGAGGUAUCCCGAGACGAAGCAUUGAAUGACUUUCUCACGUACGAGCUCCGAUCGUUAGUCUACGUUUCCUUUUCGUCAUUUCAAUUCCAAACACGUUUGAUAAGACGUUUACACGAGACAACAAAGCUGUUAAUCUUAUUAGAGUUCUAUAUUUAUAUACAUAUGUACGCGCAUGAACGUAUGCUGUAUAUUCUAUGUAUACACCGCGAUUGCAUAGAGGUAUAACGUAUACGGUGUAAAUUAUCCUGAAUUGCGCGUACAAUUUUGUUUAAAAGAAAUAAUAGCGACGUUUUGCAUCUACAGAUCGAUAAUCACGUUCGCGCAGAAAAUUCGUGCGAUUAGAAACACGAUUUCAUGAUGAUCGAUACGCGUAAUAUCCGCGGAGUGAAAAAGUUUCGUUGUCGGAAGCCUUCCGGCUACCUUUACACUGUUUACUUCGUGCCCAAUGGAACAGGCUUUUCGAAAUUUUUAUUUAAUUUCGUCCCCCGUUUGCUUUGACCACGCGAACAAACCGCGAAAACUAUGAUCGAAUGAUUUCUCGUGUGAAAGGAGCAAUGCUUUCGAUCGCGAUAUCCUCGUACAGUAACGACCUUAGACUAUGCGCUACCUGUACAGGGAACUCGGCUGAUUGAAACGCCAAGCGGGCGCGUCGGCGGGAAAUUCAAAUGCUCGCGGCGGGGAAAGGAGGGAACGUUACACGCUUGGACCGUUUCACUCGCAGAAUUGUGCCAGUGUAGUUUUUGUUGUAACGGCAUCUCUCGAUUAUAGUACUUUUACUAGUAUCAUUUCAUAAAUUACCUGUUCUACGGAUAAAACUGUUAUAAUCGAUGGGUGCGAAUGGCGGGUUCGUUUGCGAGUGAAGCUGAGGGGAACAAAGAGGACGUCGUUUCUAUUGUUGAGUUCUUGAAAUCGAAUCUGCAGAAUAUACGGCGAAAUCGAGGACGCGAGGCGAGAUCUCGAUUCACGCGUGCGUUCGAUUUUCCCGCGAUUCCGCAUGUUCACUCUGAGUAUACAUACGCGUGUACGUGAAAACUGUAAACAUAUUGGUAUAUAUACAUAUUAUAUAUAUAUUUACCACGUGUUAUAUAUGCAGAUACUGUUAUUGUUUUUCAAAACGUAACGGGCCUACCGAUUGUAUAACUUACGUUAUCGUUCCGUUAAACUGUUUCUCGGAUAACGAACAUAAAGAAAAGGAAAAAAACGAAGAAAAAGGAACGUAGUGACGAGUCUACGGUGAUUCUCUGUGUAUCUUGGGAAUUGGAAGAAAAAAAGGAAAAGAAAAAAAGGAAAAAGAAAAAAUACGAAAAAACAAAAUUCGAAGAGAAAAACAUUAUAUACCUACGUUUCGAACUAAACUUUAAACGAAAAUAAUUACGAGAACGU